Messenger RNA from Myotis lucifugus (little brown bat), 1586 nucleotides. RefSeq names its product 5-hydroxytryptamine receptor 3A (gene HTR3A). The coding region runs from base 4 to 1560 and encodes 518 amino acids. The transcript is spliced from 8 exons. Gene Ontology annotation, biological process: regulation of membrane potential; monoatomic ion transmembrane transport; signal transduction. NCBI's taxonomy places the organism in Eukaryota, Metazoa, Chordata, Mammalia, Chiroptera, Vespertilionidae. Gene Ontology annotation, molecular function: neurotransmitter receptor activity; extracellular ligand-gated monoatomic ion channel activity; transmembrane signaling receptor activity. The record is from RefSeq and is a predicted model, not a curated record. Gene Ontology annotation, cellular component: synapse; neuron projection; postsynaptic membrane.
GCCAUGCUGCCGUGGGCCCCACCAGCGCUGCUGGCCCUGCUUCUGCCCGUGCUCCUGACUCAGGGAGAAGCCAGGCGCAGGGGGGGCCUCCGGGCCCAGAACACCUCCGGGCCCGCUCUGCGGCAGCUGUCGGACCACCUCCUGACCAACUACAAGAAGGGCGUGCGGCCCGUGCGGGACUGGAGGAGGCCAACCACCGUGUCCAUCGACGUCAUUGUCUACGCCAUCCUCAACGUGGACGAGAAGAACCAGGUCCUGACCACCUACAUCUGGUACCGGCAGUACUGGACUGACGAGUUUCUCCAGUGGAACCCCGAGGACUUCGACAACAUCACCAAGCUGUCCAUCCCCACGGACAGCAUUUGGGUCCCGGACAUUCUCAUCAACGAGUUCGUGGACGUGGGGAAGUCUCCAGAUAUCCCGUACGUGUAUGUCGGGCAUCAAGGCGAGGUCCAGAACUACAAGCCCCUCCAGGUGGUGACUGCCUGCAGCCUCGACAUCUACAACUUCCCCUUCGAUGUGCAGAACUGCUCGCUGACCUUCACCAGCUGGCUGCACACCAUCCAGGACAUCAACAUCUCCCUUUGGCGCCCGCCAGAAAAGGUGAAGUUCGACAAGAGCGUCUUCAUGAACCAGGGCGAGUGGGAGCUUCUGGGGGUGCUGACCCAGUUUCGGGAGUUCAGCAUGGAAAGCAGCAGCAGUUAUGCAGAAAUGAAGUUCUACGUGGUCAUCCGCCGGCGGCCCCUAUUCUAUGCGGUCAGCCUGCUGCUGCCCAGUAUCUUCCUCAUGGUCAUGGACAUUGUGGGCUUUUACCUGCCCCCAGAGAGUGGUGAGAGGGUCUCCUUCAAGAUCACACUCCUUCUGGGCUACUCUGUCUUCCUGAUCAUUGUGUCCGACACGCUGCCCGCCACCGCCAUCGGCACUCCCCUCAUUGGUAAGGCCUGCUUCUGGGGAAGAGCUCGCUGUGGCCAAGGAAGCCAGGCGUGGGCCCUCCCACCUUCUCUGUGUCUCCCUCCCGCCCCCUCCCCGGGGUGCACAGGUGUCUACUUUGUCGUGUGCAUGGCUCUGCUGGUCAUCAGCUUGGCUGAGACGAUCCUCAUCGUGCGGCUGGUGCACAAGCAAGACCUGCAGCAGCCGGUGCCUGCCUGGCUGCGGCGCCUGGUUCUCGAGCGAAUCGCCCUGCUGCUUUGCCUGGGGGAGCAGCCAACCUCCCAUCGGUGCCCAGCUGCCUCCCAAACCAGCAAGACUGAUGACUGCUCAGACAUGGGGAACCACUGCGGCCAUUUGGGAGGACCCAGGGACUUGGACAAGACCCCGAGGGGCAAAGACAGCCCGCCCCCACCGCCGCGGGAGGCCUCCCUGGCCAUGCGCGGGCUGCUGCAGGAGCUGGCCUCCAUCCGGCACUUCCUGGAGAAGCGGGAGGAGAGCCGAGAGGUGGCCCGGGACUGGCUGCGCGUGGGCUCCGUGCUGGACAGGCUGCUGUUCCGCAUCUACCUGCUGGCGGUGCUGGCCUACAGUGUCACCCUGGUCACACUCUGGUCCAUCUGGCAGUAUUCCUGAGGAGUCCAGCCGAGCGAGGGUGGGGG